CGCUUCUUUUGUUCACAACAAGCCUGGUAAGGGUGAACUUGGGCAACUUGCUAGAAAUGGUCGAAUUCGAGACACGUUCUGUGUAUAUUAGACACUGUUUGUUUUUUAAACAGACGCACAUGUCUACGUGUUAACCUGUUUUAUUCCACAUAGUUAGCUAGCUAUUUUAGCUAACGCUAAACAGCUAAUGCUAUCUAGCUAGCUAACAUCCCCGACCAUGAGCUCACUAAGUUACUCCCCCACCUUCUAAAGAGGAGGUCUGCUGGACGGAGAAAGAAGCUCCCGUGAAAGAGGAGAAGGAAGAGGAAGCUGUUACGUUGUUUUGUCGGGUAGGUGGCUUCCUAAGUUAGCAUUAGCAACUAACCUAAGGUUAAUUCUAUCUACCUAGUUAACGUCCCCGACCAUGAGUUCACUAAGCUACUCCACCACUUCUAAAGAAGUGGUCUGCUGGACGGAGAAAGAAGCUCUGGGGCUGAACAUCAUCGUAAAAGAAGAAGAAGAAGAGGAGGAUGUUAGAGUGAAAGGAGACGAAGGUGAAGAAGAGGAGGAUAUUAUAGUGAAAGGAGAGGAAGGUGAAGAAGAGGAGGAUAUUAGAGUGAAAGGAGAGGAAGAAGAGGAUGCAGUGUUCAGAGUGAAGGAGGAGGAAGUCACAGUGAAAGAAGAAGAAGAGGAGGAAGAAGAUUUCAAAAUAAUAGAGGAAGAGGAGGAGGCUAUUACAUUGAAAGAAGAAGAAGUUCUAGUGAAAGGAGAGGAAGAACCUUUUAGAGUGGAAGAGGAGGAUAUCUCAAUAAAAGAGGAAGAUGUCUUGGGAGAGGAGGAGGAGACUGAACAUCUGAUUGACACCAGAGAGAGACCAGAUUCUCACUCUGACAGCGGGAAGAGUCCUUCAGUGUCACCGGACACAGAGACGUCCAAACCAGCGAGACAACAUCACUGCUCCCAAUGUGGAAAGAGUUUUUGGUGGUUAGGGCACCUUAGACACCAUAAGAGAACACACACAGGGGAGAAGCCCUACCCAUGCUCCCAGUGUGGAAAGAGAUUUACCAUGUUAGGGAACCUGAAACAGCAUGAGAGGACACACACUGCAGAAAGGCCGUUUAAAUGUUCCAAGUGUGGAAAGAGUUUUACCUGGUUAAGGUACCUGAAUAAGCAUGAAGAAAUACAUACAGCAGGGAGGAAGACCUGCCAAUGCUCUCAGUGUGGAAAGAGAUUUACUACGUUAGGGUACCUGAAAACACACAAGAGAAUACACUCCGGAGAGAAGCCUUACCAAUGCUCCCAAUGUGGAAUGACUUAUAACCAGUUAGGGAACCUGAAAUCACAUGAGAGAAUACACACGGGAGAAAAGCCCUUCCAGUGCUCCCAGUGUGGAAAGAGAUUUACUGGUUCAAAGAACCUGAAAUUGCAUGUGAGAAUACAUCGAGAUAAACAUACUAAUACACAGGAGGGGAAGGAAGAGGAGGAGAAGACAUACCACUGCUCUCAUUGCGGAAAGACAUUUUCCCGGUCAGAGGACCUGAAAUCACAUGAGAGAAUAGAGAGACUGUGUUCCGACUUGAGUUUUUGACUUAGAAUGUGUUUUUUCUUCAAGCCACAUGAAAUCAUAUUGUACACUGAGUACACCAAACAUUAGUAUCACCUUCCUAAUAUUGAGUUGCACCCCCCCACACACAUUUUGCCCUCAGAACAGCCUCCAUUCAUCGGGGCAUGGAC
Molecule: messenger RNA, 1713 nt
Organism: Oncorhynchus kisutch (coho salmon)
Lineage: Eukaryota; Metazoa; Chordata; Actinopteri; Salmoniformes; Salmonidae
Product: zinc finger protein 239-like
Exons: 2
Coding region: 404-1567 (387 amino acids)
Biological process (GO): regulation of transcription by RNA polymerase II
Molecular function (GO): RNA polymerase II cis-regulatory region sequence-specific DNA binding; DNA-binding transcription factor activity
Source: RefSeq, a predicted model, not a curated record